CCGCCAAGCUUCAACAUCUGUCCUCUGAGUCCAGUCCUCGACAACAGCCCAUUAGUGGAGCAAUGGCUGCCCAUUCAAACUCUAUAGUCCUCCUCAGUGUCUCCUAUCAUCCUCAGUGGCCUUCUGGCAGACGAAGGGGGUGUCCCUGGGCAACAGAAAAUCCACCGCCACAAACUAAUGCUGCUCCCUCCUCUGGCACAGCAGUGUGCUCAGGCCUGGGGACUUCCAGUAGGUGGCGCAGCUGGUUCUGGAUUCCCAUGUUGAUGGUAGCCUCGCUGCCAUGUGGGACCUGGGGUGCCACGUUUAAGGUGGCCAUCGUGGGGCCCUGGACAUGUGACCCGCUGUUUUCCAAAGCCUUCCCUGAUCAAGCGGCCCGACUGGCCAUUAGCCGCAUCAACAGAGACCCGUACAUCAGCAAGGGCUACUGGUACGAAUACAUCUUGGUGUACGAGGAAUGCCAGACGUCACGUGCCCUGGCCCGCUUCGCCGACCUGGAGAGCUACGGUUCUGCUUUCCUGGGCCCGGCCAAUCCGGGCUACUGCUCGUCAGCCGCCCUCCUGGGGAAGCACUGGAACAAGGCCGUCCUGUCCUGGUCUUGCCUGAACCCAAAAAUGGAUGGAGGGAUGUACCCCACCUUCCUGAGGCCGAUGCCCCUGGCCUCACACGUGCUGUUCGCCGCGCUGCGUUUCUUCCGCUGGGCGCGUGUGGCCGUUGUCAACUCACGGGACGACCUGUGGAAGGCCACGGGACACGAGCUGGCCUCCUCACUGCGGGCCCUCGGCCUACCUGUCCACACCGUGGUCACCAUGGAAAUGGACGACGACAACGGCGCACGCGAGGCCCUGCAGAAGAUCAGAGAAGCCGACGGAGUACGAGUUGUCAUCAUGUGCAUGCACUCUGUUCUGAUUGGUGGAAAGGCCCAGCACAUGCUCCUGACCACAGCUGUGGACAUGCGGAUGGUGGACAGAGGCUAUGUCUUCAUUCCAUUUGACACACUCCUGUACUCCCUGCCCUAUAAGAAUGCAGAGUACCCCGCCCUCGCAAACAACACCAAACUAAGCCGAGCCUAUGACUCCGUGCUCACGAUUACCAUGGACUCUGGCGAGAAGAACUUCUAUGAGGCCUUUAAGGAUGCUCAGGACAGCUAUGAAAUCCGCAGCAGGGUCCCUCCUGAACAGGUGUCUCCCUUCUUUGGGACCAUCUACAACAUGAUGUACUUCCUGGCCAUGUCGGUGGAGCAGAGCCGCCUGUCUGAGAGUCGCUGGGUUUCGGGAGAGGUUCUGGCCCAGAGCAAGGGUGGUUUCCAGUUCCCGGGGUUCAACCAGCCACUGUCGGCUGGGAGCAACAGGGAGGGCAUGCAGGGGCGUUACGUUGUCCUGGAUACGGACGGAAAGGGGGCUUCGCUCAGAGCCACACACAUACUGGAGGCCCCCCACACCACUGCAGAAUUUGGGGGGCUGAAGUACCUGGGACGGUCCAUACAUUUCGCCGGAGCCACGCCCAGCAGUGACUCCAACUGCUGGUUCAGCACAUAUAUCACAUGCAGCGAUGGCAUGGGCAGUUUAACACUCUUCCUAAUCUUCCUACUCCUGUGUUUGCUGAUUGGGGGUGGUGCAAUCCUGGCCAACAUUAUUAGACGACGGAUGCCAAUAGGAAUCAUUUAUGGAGGGGGUGGAGGACCUAGCAGCAAAGUUGUGCUGACCCUAGACGAUCUGGUUUUCAUCAACACACAACUCAGCAGAAGGAAACUGAUUGAUGACACCUUUGCAAAGAACAAUAUGGAUGACAAGACGCCUUUCCACUCUGUCUCCGGGAGCAGUUAUGCAGCCAGCACCCCUGAAACAUCCAACGUUGCCGUCUUUGAGGGUGACUGGGUCUGGCUGAAAAAAUUCCCCAAUGCAGUUUCGAUGUCAGAGGUCAAGGAGGACGCCCAGACUGUCUUCAUCAAGCUGCGGGACAUGCGGCAAGAGAAUCUCAACCUGUACCUGGGGCUGUUCUUUGACUUGGGGGUCUUUGCCCUGGUGACGGAGUACUGCACCCGUGGCAGUCUGGAGGACCUGCUCAACAACGAGGACGUCCGACUGGACUGGAUGUUCAAGUUUUCCCUGCUGAUGGACCUCAUCAGGGGUAUGAAGUUCCUUCACAACCGCAACGUCCUUCACGGACGCCUAAAAUCCCGGAACUGCGUGGUGGAUGGGCGCUUUGUGCUCAAGGUGACGGAUUACGGCUGCACUGAUAUCCUGGACAGCCAGUGCCUCAGUCUGGAGGAGCAAAAACCUGAGGAUUUGUUAUGGACAGCCCCUGAGCACCUGAGGAACAAAGCAGACAGGACGGGCUCCUUCGCAGGGGACGUCUACAGCUUCUCCAUCAUCAUGCAGGAGGUCAUAUCCAGGAGCUCUCCUUUCUCCACGCUGGACAUGCCUGCCAAGGAGAUCAUCAAAAAUGUGCGAUCCCCCCCUCCGCUGUGCCGGCCCAGUGUGUCCAUAAACCAGGCGCCCAUCGACUGCAUCCAGAUCAUGAAGCAGUGCUGGAGCGAGGAGCCGGAGAAGAGACCCACCUUUGAGGAGAUCUUCAAACAGUUCAAAAGUAUGAACAGAGGAAAGAAGACGAACCUCAUCGACUCCAUGCUGCGGAUGCUGGAGCAGUACUCCUCCAAUCUGGAGGAUCUGAUCAGGGAGCGGACGGAGGAGCUGGAGGUGGAGCGUCAGAAAACGGACAGGCUGCUGGCUCAGAUGCUGCCCAAAUCAGUGGCCCAGGCUCUGAAGACAGGAAACCCUGUCCAGCCAGAAUACUUCUCGGAAGUCACCCUGUACUUCAGCGACAUCGUAGGCUUCACCACCAUCUCAGCCCUGAGUGAGCCCAUCGAGGUUGUGGACCUGCUCAACGACCUCUACACCCUCUUCGAUGCCAUCAUCGGACAGCAUGAUGUCUACAAGGUGGAGACCAUUGGCGAUGCCUACAUGGUAUCCUCAGGGGUACCGAAUCGCAAUGGAAGCCGCCAUGCUGCGGAGGUGUCCAACAUGUCUCUGGACAUCCUGCACUGCAUUGGGGCCUUUCAGAUGAGACACAUGCCUGACGUUAAGGUCAAGAUCCGCAUUGGCCUGCACACUGGUCCAGUUGUGGCUGGAGUGGUGGGCCUCACAAUGCCUCGGUACUGUCUAUUCGGAGACACUGUCAACACAGCCUCCAGAAUGGAAUCCACAGGACUACCUUACAGAAUCCAUGUGAACCAGAACACAGUGGACGUCCUACAUAGUUUGAACAUGGGCUACAAGCUGGAUACCAGGGGCUUGACAGAGCUGAAGGGUAAAGGGAUUGAAAACACAUACUGGUUGGUUGGGAGAGAAGGGUUCACAAAACCACUGCCUGUACCUCCAGACCUUACACCAGGUGCAAGCAAUCACGGUAUCAGCCUGGAUGAAAUUCCACCGGAUCGAAGACAAAAAUUCAUCGAUCGGCAGAAUAAGAUGAAUAAACAAUAA
This is a messenger RNA of Anguilla anguilla (European eel), 3482 nucleotides long. It is a transcript of the gene gucy2d, whose product is annotated as guanylate cyclase 2D, retinal. NCBI's taxonomy places the organism in Eukaryota, Metazoa, Chordata, Actinopteri, Anguilliformes, Anguillidae. The record is from RefSeq and is a predicted model, not a curated record. Bases 63 to 3482 code for a protein of 1139 amino acids. Gene Ontology annotation, molecular function: protein kinase activity; ATP binding; peptide receptor activity. The transcript is spliced from 18 exons. Gene Ontology annotation, biological process: intracellular signal transduction; receptor guanylyl cyclase signaling pathway; cGMP biosynthetic process.